Molecule: messenger RNA, 5340 nt
Organism: Elgaria multicarinata webbii
Lineage: Eukaryota; Metazoa; Chordata; Lepidosauria; Squamata; Anguidae
Gene: TCP11L1
Product: t-complex 11 like 1
Exons: 10
Coding region: 662-2185 (507 amino acids)
Biological process (GO): signal transduction
Source: RefSeq, a predicted model, not a curated record
AACACAAACACACACCGAGGCUGAGGAAGCCUUUUGUGGAAAGCCAGUUCAUUGCCUUGAGAUUUUUAGUUGCUUUUCAUAAAGAUAGGGCGACACUAUUCCUGUUUAGGGGGCAGGGGAGUCAUUUCUCCUUGCCUGGUGGUCCCUGCUCCUCCCCGCCCUCACACUGGCUAGAAAGUCUGGAUGCUGCUGGAAUGGGCUCCGCAGGGACCCGGUCUUCUCUCGAAAGCCCUGGGCAGGGGGGCGCUUUUCACCCCUCACGCCGUGGGACCACAACCCCGUCUCUUGAUUGACAGCUGUCUGUUGUCAUCGCCGCCGCUCCUACGUUGCUCGUCAGAACUCCGCGCUCUUUUUGCCGCCGCUGCCGUGUCUCCCACUUCCCGGCAGCCGCUCUCCCCUUGGCAGCGUGCAGACAUGGCGGCGCCCUGCGAGGCUCUGGCAGCUUCCGGCCCUCUGCAACCCCCCGGCUGGCCGUGAGGAGCGAGCGGAGGAGAAUUGCCAGCAGCUGCCGCGGCUUACGUUGCUUCUCUGCCAUUGUUAUUGUGCCACCGACGCCGCACCCUUCCCCCCCCCCCCCGCGCUCGGAGCCGCACUUAAUUGGGGGCUGAUCGCCGUCCAUGCACAAAGUUGCCCUCCCCAUAAACCGCCCGCUCAGCUGAGAAUGUCGCAGGAACCAAAUAUGUCUGGUACAAGUGAAGAAAAAUCAAGUGACUCAGAGGAUAACCAGCAGGACAGCUUGGAAAACACGGAACAGUCGGUCAGAAAAAAGAUUCGACAGAAUAUACCGAGUCCCAGCAGAGGCAACACACUUGAAGCAGCUAGUCCCCCUCAGUUUGUGUCAGUGGAGGAGCUGAUGGAAACAGCCAAAGGCGUAACUAACAUGGUAUUAGCCCAUGAAAUUGUUGUCGAUGGAGGCUUCCAGAUUAAGCCAGCUGAUUUGCCAGAAAACAGCCUUGAAAAAAGAGUAAGAGAUAUUGUCCACAAAGCUUUUUGGAAUUCCCUGGAAACCCAAUUAAAAGAAGAUCCACCAUCAUACGACCAUGCAAUUAAACUUGUGGGAGAGAUCAAAGAGACUCUCUUGUCUUUUUUGCUACCUGGCCAUACUAGAUUAAGAAAUCAGAUUACUGAAGCUCUCGACCUGGAGCUGAUAAAGCAGGAAGCAGAGAAUGGAGCCCUUGAUAUUUCUAAGCUGGCAGAAUUCAUCACUGGAAUGAUGGGGACCCUUUGUGCUCCAGCUAGAGAUGAGGAAAUUAAGAAGCUGAAGGACAUUCAUGAAAUUGUUCCCCUGUUCAGGGCAAUUUUCUCUGUGUUGGACUUGAUGAAAAUGGACAUGGCUAAUUUUGCUGUCAGUAGCAUUAGGCCACAUUUAAUGCAGCAGUCAGUUGAAUAUGAAAGGAAGAAGUUUCAGGAACUCCAUGAGAAACAGCCAAAUUCCUUAGAUUUUGUCACUAAGUGGCUGCAAGAAGCUACAGAUGACCUGAGAUCAAAACUUGUACCUGCUAUUGAUGAUGGUGCCGCAUCUACCAGUAGCGUUCCUGCACUGUCUCCUGUAGCUGUACAGAAUCAUGCAUAUCUUAAACUGCUGAGAUGGAAUCAUCUACAAAAGCCUUUCCCAGAGACUGUGCUAAUGGACCAAAGCCGCUUCCAGGAAAUGCAGCUGGAACUAGACCAGCUGAUCUUAACUGGUGCUAUUCUUCUGGUAACGUUCAAUGCUGCAGGCACAGCGCUUUCAGGUCUGCCAGGCUUUACCGACAAGCUCAAAAUGAUCAUCCAGGUACUGCUGACAGGGCUACAUCUUCCUUCCUUCAAUUUGAGUGAAGCUUUGGCUGUCGUAAGUGAAAAAAUCUGUGCUGAAGUUAAUAGUUGCCUUUCCCAACAUGGAUUCACACCUUUCACGCCUGAGAAAGAAACUGUGCUUAAAGGACAGAUCCAGGCUGUGGCCAAUCCUGGUAACACUGUAUGCAAACUGAUAGAUUCAAGAAUUCAGUCAUUUUUGGAGAGUUACCUUGCUUCUGGUCAUCAAAAACCCGUCCCUGCUAUUCCUGGUGGACUAGGCCCUAUUCAGAGAGAGCUGGAGGAAAUUGCUGUCAAGUACGUCCGCCUUGUCGACUACAACAAGAUGGUCUUCAGUCCUUAUUACGAUGUCAUUCUCAGCGAAAUACUGAAUAAAGAAGAAUCACCUUAGCUAAGAUGAAAACUAGCAAAUGUUGAACUUAUUUAUACACUACCCUAAAUGAUAAGGCUUUAAUCCAGAGUAGGUUAGUGGAAGCCUGCACACCUGCUGUUACACUUACGUUUCUGUCAGAAUUAUCAGGGUUGGAAAGCAACCCUGUUUCUUGGGGAUCGUACAAUCAGUCUUGCCAUGUCCCCUGUUCCAUUCCUAACCCCACCCCUCCCACACACAACUGCAGUCCAACACUGUUCAGAAACGUCUGAGUGAAACAUGAUAUGACGCAGAUUAAUUUGGGCCGUUUUGGGGGUUGGAGAAGUGGACUGGGACAUCCUGAGAGUUGUAUCCUCUUCAUCCUACUCCCAAAAGUGAUCAGUAUUCUGAGGGGCUCUGUUCCAAAGGCCCUAACAAUGGCCACCUUAGCCCACCUUGCUUUUUCCGGCCACAUGUGUAGGGGACACAGGCAAGUUGCGGGAAGAAUUUCUCCCACCUUCCUCCUUGCGCGCUAAUUGGUCACAUUCUGUCACAGCAGGUUCGUAUAUGGAAGACUGGUUUUGUGCAUGGACCACUGUGGUUGGAUCAGGGUGGUUAACUUCUAUCUAUUGUAGAACCCUUGCAACCUUUGGAAAAUGGCUUUCCUGCAAAACAUUUGAAUAACUCAAAGCAACAAUUGAGUUCAGAGUGGAUACACCAUGAUGCAUGAAAAUACACCAGCUUAGUCUUUAAUUCAAAGCAAGAGUUAACCUUGCGCUUUGAAAUGUAAUCACUGGUAAGACUUAAAAACGAUAGCUGUUGAAACAUCCUGUUAGCAUGAACUUGAUGUGAAGGAGUCAACUCCUCUUUCUACGCUAAGUUAUAUGGUUCUUAAAGCCUGCCCUAACAACUAUAACAGUAACUUACAUUUCUACGUAUUCAAAACGUGGAUAUUGGUAGUUAUAGCACUUUAUAAGUAGUCUGCAAGCCAAGGCUCCGAACCUUUCUGCCAGCCACAAAUUUUUCUAUGGUAUUUGUUUCUGUACCUGCAGAUAUUCUACCAAAAACAUAUAUAACUAUAUUUUUGCAGAGUAUUUUCUGGUUCUUCCGUACUUCAGUAUUCACAAGGAUGACAUUCUGUUGACUCCAGGUGGUGUUUUCUUUCUUUUGAAGUUUGAGAACUAAAAUCUCUUUUGAUAAGAGCGGUGUUACUUGAUUUUCAGUUACUGAUGGCAUAAAAUGCUAAUAGACAAGCAAGACUUUAUAACUGAAGCAGUUGGAUAAAGACAUAUCCAUAAUCUGAUGCUGGAGUUUAUAUUAUAAAAGUUUUUUGAUUUGAAAAAUUGGGCUCAGCACCUAGCUUGAGACUCCUUCUAACAAAAUACCAAGCCCCCAAUCCAAGCUUUCUUUGCACACAGCUGUAGGCUGCAAGCACACUGCCUAGCGCUGACACCCGUGGCUUCUGCCUCCCCCCCCCUUCCACUCCAGCACUUCCUCUUUGUCUGACAGACCAGCCUUUCACAGGCUUGAGCCUGAUCCAGCAGGCAAUCCACAGGCAGGAAGUUUACUUCCAUGCAUGUAUCAUCCUUGCUGGAUGGGGUGCAAAAUGUUGUUUGUAUGUUUAGUGAUGAAGAUUAUCGUAGGAAAUGAACAAUUUAUAAUGUUCCAUGGAGUUUAUGGAAAUCUUACUGCUAGGUGGUUUUUCUUCUUCCCAAGAGUUCACAAACACAUGUAACAUCCUGGAUAAAUAUGUGUAUCAUCCUGGUUGCUUGAGAAAAAUAACUGUUUGUUAAAGAGGUCAGCUAUGAAUUGCUUUCCAGCAACAGAGGCCAUGACUAAAGGAAACAUAGAUGUUGGGUCAAAAAUGGGGAAAACUAAUAAUAAGUCUGUGUAGUAGGUGUAGAAAUUGGUUAAGAGAGACAGAAUACAUAAUUAUGGUUCCUGAAUGUUUAGUGACUUUUUGUUAUAUGUGAUCUAAUUUGACAUGUAAAUCUUUAAAAGGGCACAGUGCUGCAAGCAUCCAUCUUCCAGUUUAAGUAAUCCCUUUCACUUUAAGAAUUGCUCAAAAGCAAACAGUUUGAUCACAUUCUGAAUAAUUAAACGAUAACUUUUGAUACAGCAGUUUAGUGAACUUAACUUCUUAAUCAACCAGACCCAAUAACCCAGGAGUUUCUACUCCUCAGGGUCCAAAAGGUUUUCCUAUCUAUGAAAAAAUCAUUAACGUUUACCUUGGCUUCCACCAAAAUAUCCACCAGUAUUUUUAAUGGAAAAAGACUGGUCACAAUCCAGCCAAAGUUAAACACUCGCUUGACUGUCCCCCAUUGAAAUCAGCUGGACUUCAGAAUGCUUAACUUUGCCUAGAUUCAUGUCUCUUUACCUAAAAUUUCCAAAAUACAAUCCCUGUUUCUUGGUUAUAUUAGCCAAAUGAAUUGUUAGUUAAGGCCCAAGCAUUUGAAUAUUAAAGAAUGAGUGCUGCUGGGUACUUUGCAGCAAUAAGGCUGCCAUCCUAUGGUCCCUGAGCAGUAAGAACAUAAGAAGAGGCCUGCUGGAUCACACCAAGGGUCCACAUAGUCCAGCAUUCUGUUCUCACAGUGGCCAACAGCUGCCCAUGGGAAAUCCACAAGUGGAAUGUGUACAACAGUGCCCUCUUGCCCAUGUUCCCCAGCCACUGGUGUGCAUAGGCAUACUGCCUCUUAUACUGGAAGUAUCAGUAAGAGAGUUCAAAUUUCCUCCAAGGGUAGAGAGAGGGGGGCUCCACCUUGGGGGCGGGGAUCAGACUUCAACUGCCCUCUCCUAGCCCCCACAGAAACUUGCACAGCUAUUGCCUUUCCAAUGAUGGGGAACUUGUGUGUGUUUUAAUCACAACGAAGUAUUGGAAGGAAGGAAAACACCACUCUUCCCUCCUACCUGUGUGAGUCUGGUAGGACUUUGGAUAAGGCAAUUCAUCCAUCUUCGGAUCUUCCUGCUUCCACUGAAAGGAUUGCUCUGCCCAGACGUAGGAAAGGGAGAAACACUAUAGAUGGAAAUUCAGUAUUUAUCAACAUUGUCUGAAUUGUAUGUGUUUGUGUAUUUCCUUGAAGCUAUGAAUGUGAAUGUGCUGCUUUUUUCUUAGUGUGUAUGUUGUUGUCUAUACCCUCUGCAUCAUUAAUAAAUAAUUCUGUAAUUAUUAAUUCUGUAAUAAAUAAUGUUAUGCAAUA